GCUCAGUCGCGAAGUAGGACCCUAUUUGUAUGUUGUUAUGGAAUGAACGGGAAACCUCAAUGAGGAAAGAUGCCCGACGAGGGGUCUGUUGAAAUUUUAGUAGGCUUUUGAUGAGUGACAAAGCCAAUGGUCUUCCGAAAAAAGGUGUUGCCAACGAUAGAGAGAAAAGAAAAUGUAGGUCAAGGGUGUCGAUGAGGGUGCCAACGAUAGAGAGGGUGUCGAUGAGGGUUGAAUAAGUAACGAUGUGAUGUAUGACCCCUAUACCAUCCAGAUAGGUGGUUGUAUCCGCGCGCCUCUGCAGGCCCCAUCCCCCUGAAACGCUUCUCUUUUAUAUCUGAUAGUUUUUGUGAUAAUCUCAUCGUCGUACUGUUGUUGAUGACGUUGUAAAUGCAUGGAGCACUUCCUUACUUCUUCUACGACAAGGCGUCGCUUGUCGUUUUUUGAUCCGUGAUUUCUCGAGGAUACAAAUGAAACCAUUGUGUGUGGUUUUGAUUUAUCGGAACUCGCUCGCACUACAAAAAAAAAAAAGUUGAAGUGAAUUCACUUGGAUUGUGUAUGGCUCUUGUAGGAAAGCAGUUACAAAUAUAUGAUAGUGCUUGUAAGAAUUAGGAUCAAGCAAAAUGGAUUUAGACACGGAAGCUUCAAAAAACUCCUCGACGACCUCGGAGAAAGAGGGUCGGCAACCCGAGCGCGCGCCUUCAUUGAUGCGCCUCGACCUGAAACAAGAUUUGCCGGAGGAGAUCCGUCAAGAUGGUAAACGGCGGAGGACGUCAGAGAGAGGACGCAUUUGCCUAAAUGGUGGCGAGCCGAGACUGCAGCGAUUGGCUAGGUGCUUCACGGAAAGCGGGCAUCGCGGAAAUGAUACCACUUCAUCGGCUCUAUCCAGAGGGAUUCGCGAAUGUGAUAGAGAUCAAUAUGUCUGGAUGUUGGAUGGCGACUACAAUGUUAAAAAAUUCAAAGAUGGCUGGAUGAGCAUACUGGACGGAUGUGACAAGUCGCUUGUAAAGCAGCUGCGGCACGCCUCAGCUUCGAAUCAGUCAGAUGAUGCGAUACAUAAACUUUUUCUAUGCCCGAUCAAACUAAGUAACUCGUUACGAAGAAAAUUACAAAGGCUUCGAGAAGUGCUGCCUCCGCAUCGAUAA
Messenger RNA from Amoebophrya sp. A25, 1142 nucleotides. The record is from the annotation of a GenBank genome assembly. NCBI's taxonomy places the organism in Eukaryota, Dinophyceae, Syndiniales, Amoebophryaceae.